Molecule: messenger RNA, 885 nt
Organism: Gregarina niphandrodes
Lineage: Eukaryota; Apicomplexa; Conoidasida; Eugregarinorida; Gregarinidae
Product: inner membrane complex protein
Exons: 2
Coding region: 1-885 (294 amino acids)
Source: RefSeq, a predicted model, not a curated record
AUGUCCACUGACGCUCAGAUUGAAGAAACUAUCAAAUAUGUUACUGUGCCUGUGGAGAAGGAAGUGAUAGUGAAGGUUCCGAAGACUGAGUAUGUGGAUCGUAUUGUGGAGGUACCGAAGGUUCAGUACCAGAUGGUGGAGAAAGUAGUGGAGGUUCCGAAAGUGAAUUUCGUCGAGAAGCUGGUGGAGAAGGUGCAGUAUGUGGAUAAGGUGAAGCCUAUACCGCGCGUGAAGACGAUUGAGGUGCCUGUGGAAACGGUGACUUAUGUGAACAAGGUGGACGUACAAGUGGUGGAGAAGGAGGUGGAGGUGCCCGGUCAGAUCAUUGAGGUGCCGAAACGGGUGGAAGUGGUGAAUGAGAAAAUCGUGCACAAGUACAUUGACAAUGAAGUGCCGACCGUCGUGGCUCAGACAUACCGCCCCAAUGUCGAAGAGAGCCAAGAACAUGUGCAGACGGCCAAGCUGAAGAAGUACGUCCCCUAUCUCAUCCCCGUCCAGGUAUAUGUACCGGUGGCAGUGGAUCGGGACUUGGUCCCGGGCGAGCAGACUGAGAACAUGAAGCAGGUUGACAUACCAGCGCCGCAGCUAAAUGCGCAAAUCAAGAACCUGAACCCGAACCUCUCAGAGGAAGAAUUACUCAAGCUCUACAAACGGAACCCCGAUGGGUCAGUCGCUGUAUUUGAAGGUCCCGGCACGGGGGUCAUAAACCCGCAAGAGAAGCACCGCUUUGUCAACCCCGUCGGAACCGCCACUCCCGAAAUGAUCCAGACGACUCACGGCCAAACACGAAUCCAGAACAUGUCCAUGAUGAACCCCAGCAUCUCAGUUACCCCGGGAAACUACGGUGGCACCAUCACAACAAGUACGACACACUCCCGCCUCUGA